AUGAAAUUACAAGGUGAUUAUUGUCGAACUCAAUCAAUUCCACUUUAUGAUUCUUCGUCCUGGAUUAGACAAAGCAACACCUUCUCCCCAAUUUCUGAACAAAUUCCAUUUCCUGGCCACCAUAAUUAUACAGUACAGCCAACAAACUCUGUGAACCCAGGUCGAAACCCUAGGAUUUUCUCAUCAUCAAGGAACAUGAGUCGCUCUAGCAGAACUCUAUAUGUUGGCAAUCUCCCUGGGGAUAUUCGCGAGCGAGAAGUGGAAGAUUUGUUUUACAAGUAUGGCCGCAUAGCCCAUAUUGAUUUGAAAAUUCCACCAAGGCCUCCAGGUUAUGCUUUUGUUGAGUUUGAAGAGGCUCGUGAUGCUGAAGAUGCUAUUCGUGGUCGCGAUGGCUAUGAUUUUGAUGGACACAGAUUAAGGGUGGAACUCGCCCAUGGUGGUCGUGGUAACUCAUCUUCUACAGACCGUCAUGGCAGUUAUGGCAGUGGUCGCGGUGGUGGUGGUGGUCGCAGUGGUGGAGUUUCUAGACGCUCUGAUUACAGAGUUAUGGUGACUGGCUUACCCUCUUCUGCAUCAUGGCAAGACCUAAAGGAUCACAUGCGCAGGGCUGGAGAUGUUUGUUUCUCCCAAGUUUUUAGGGAGGGUGGUGGUACUACAGGGAUUGUGGACUACACAAACUAUGAUGACAUGAAAUAUGCUAUACGGAAAUUGGAUGACUCUGAGUUUCGAAACGCCUUCUCUCGUGGAUACAUACGUGUGAAGGAAUAUGAUUCAAGCCAUUCUAGGAGCCGGAGUCGCAGUCGAAGCAAAAGCAGGAGCUAUAGCAGGAGUCGCAGCAGGAGCAUAAGCAAGUCCCCAAAAGCAAAACCCAAAGCUUCAAGAUCUAUGCGAAUUUUGGAAUUCCUUGUGGUGUUGUUAAAUAAGCAUAUUGGGAAGAAGAAGAAUGAUGGAAAUGGAUUUGCAAUGGUAAAGCUGGAAUGUGAAGUAGGGGACUAUACGAUCCUGCAUGUGGUAUAUUGGCUCUCUCCCACUCUCUCUCUCUCUCUCUCUCUUGGAUCAGAGGAACAUGUGGAUAUUAAACUCGCUUGUUUCUGGAACUUUUGCAGAUCUCCUUCAAGAUCCAGAUCUCCCCUACCAUCUCGCCCUAAGCGGGUAAGUAAAAGCCCAAAAAGACGCAGUCCUAGCAAGAGCCCCAGCAGAAGCAGGAGCAAGAGUUUAUCUCGGUAAUAAGUUAGCGGGUUGAUGAUUAUGGAGGGAGUGGAAAAGGAGCAUGAGUGAUAUGGUGAUGUUGCUUACUAUUUCAGUUAUUAAUAGUGGUGGAUUAUGAUUAUGAUUAUGAUUAUUGAUGAGAUUCGGGAAGAAUGGAUUUGUGAUUUUGUUUCAGUUAUGUGACUGAGUUUGGUGUUAGUUUCUGCUCUAUUUGAAACAAUUUGUUCUUGUUUUUCAUGUAUCACUUGGUACAUAAAAAACUUUGCAUCAUUUAUGGUAAUC
Messenger RNA from Lactuca virosa, 1491 nucleotides. The record is from the annotation of a GenBank genome assembly. Lineage: Eukaryota; Viridiplantae; Streptophyta; Magnoliopsida; Asterales; Asteraceae.